This is a messenger RNA of Cyclospora cayetanensis, 2688 nucleotides long. RefSeq lists its product as uncharacterized. Lineage: Eukaryota; Apicomplexa; Conoidasida; Eucoccidiorida; Eimeriidae. The coding region runs from base 1 to 2688 and encodes 895 amino acids. The transcript is spliced from 9 exons. The record is from RefSeq and is a predicted model, not a curated record.
AUGGUUGGAGUUCAGCUGGCGGGAAACUUGUUGCUGGCCCUUUGGUCUGGUCUUCCUUUCGACGACAUUAGUCCUGCUGCUUGCGCCAUAAUGGGUAACUACGUCUUCAAAAACGUAUUCGCCCAAAACACAUCGAUCUUAGGUUUUGCGGAUCACUAUUACUAUGUUUUGAGGCCUAUAUACUAUACCUUUCUUUUCGUCGUCGGUGGUUUGGUGUACUUCUCGUUGCCUCCAUAUGCGAGGGACAUGGAGCCCGUGACAUCGGACGAAAGAGAACGUGCAAGGGUGUGGGCUCGCUAUUUAAUGGCCUUUGGUUGCGCCUGGGUGGUCGCUGGAGCGAUUUGCCAAGUACCUGCUGCAGAAGGCGACAAGAAAGCCAUGAGCCUAACACUUCGGAAAAACACCAUACAUUCCCCCCAGCCCCUGGCAGGAGAGGUAUUCCUAUCCUGUCCAGUAGGCUUCGAUAGUGUGGAAGGGGAAUGUGUCAAAGUAGAACUCAUGAAGCCACAGCUGAUAUGUCCCUAUGGUUCAUUUCAAAACCAGCAAGGCGCCUGCCUCGUUACCGACUCGGUACUGCCCGAGAGGAUUUGCCCGUCCGGCUUUGUGCCUUACGAGAAGGGCUGCCUGCGCCGCACGGUGGUGCAACCCAUACCACUCUGUCCCCCGACCUUCCAUCCUUCCGGAGAACUGGGCAGCAUACUCUGCGUGAAGCCUGUUGGGGAGUCUCCUUUGUGGACGUGCGAUCGAGGCACUGCAGAGGAGGGGCCCCCCCUUUGUCUUUUGGAACGGGAGGUACCGGGGGUGCCCUCCUGCAGGCCUCCCUUCAAGAUGGAGGGUGGAGUUUGCGUGCAGAGAGAGAGGUAUCGAGCUUUGCCUUCUUGCGCCGCUGGGUUUGCGUUCGACAAGGAGACCGGAGAUUGCAGACGGGUCGUUUUAGGGAGGGCCAUCCCUCAGUGCAAAGAGGGAUGGGAAUACGUGGCAGAGAGGCAGAAGUGCGUAAAGGAGGAAGAACCUAUUUUCGUCUGCCCGCAAGACAGCAACCACUUCCUGUCCAAGGCAGGACAGCAGACCCUUGCGGAGGACGGCUGCGCUCGCGUGGAGAGGGAGUCUCCGAAUUUUUCGUGCCACAUCGGCGAUACGGCAGUUGUUACUGAGGCGCAAGAGAGCCUCCCCCCUGCACCCGCCAGUGAAGGCCUUGAUACCAGCGGGACCAGCGUAGGAGGGCAGAUGCAGAUGUCGCACAAGGGAAAGGUGGAAAGCAGAGAAAAAUUCAUGGAGGCAGAAAUGAAGGGAGAAAUGAAGGGAGAAAUGAAGGGAGAAAUGAAGGGAGAAAUUCCAGAGCGGCUUGGGCUCAAAGAGGAAACGGCUGCGACCUUUCUUCCCCAGAAGAAAGCCGCAACGGAGGAGAUUCUUGGUUCAGACACAACCUCGAAUGGAGCGUCCUUGGUUUUUGUGGGGAACUUUGGAAACUUAAAAGAGCGAUUGGAAGGCCAUGAGAAGGGCACUGAGGAGCCCUUGUACAGGCUUUCCAAGUGGGCAGGGGGCCCUCUGCAAAGCCUCCGGCGGUCCCACGAGCUGCUGCUACAGGAGGAGGGAAAGGAGGAGGCACUGAAAGGCGAGGUCGACAAGGACGGAGGAGGCCUCUCCCUCGCUCCAGAGCCUUCCAACAACACAGUAGAGGAAAGGGGUGGCGUGAUGCCCACGACUCAGUGGCAGCGGCGCGUCUGGGGAGCACCCGGCAGCCCUCUAAUGGAGGGUGUUAGUAGGCGAUUGCAGGAUGCUCGCAGUAUCUGGCUGUCUGAGGACCCCCAGAAAGGCGAAGGUAGCAAGGAAGAUAUCCUCAAGGCGACUGGAAGCCUCAUUGCGGUGGAUGGCAGCCUGGCAGGUUCCUCGGAGGGUGUUCACGGCUGGAGAAUGAAUGCGCCGGAGGUGCAGUGCGAGGCCCUUGCGAUAUCUGUGGAUGCAUUGCGGUUGGACUGUCCUACCGGCAGCCACGCCACCACGUCUAAGGAGACAAAUAGCGUGGUUUGUCUCGAGAUCAUAAAGCAACCCCCUGAAGCGCUCUGCGUAGCCGCAGCAGCGUCCGAAACCCAGGCAGACGGAUACUGCCUCUCGCCUCACUGCAAGGAAGGGCUGGUUUUUGAGCCUCUUCGGCAGGUUUGCACAGGGCUAGAGACGCUUCCGCCUGAGUGGAGCUGUCCAGAUGGCUUCAUGCUGCAGCACGCCAUAGCGCAAGACCCAAAGGAGCUGCUAGGCGACCGUGACGGCUCGCAUUUAGGAGCUCAGAAGAGCAAGAAGAAGAUCAAGAAGCCCGCGACAACUGUUUGGGGAGAGGCGCAGUGCGAGCAGCUAGAGCUGGCUGCCGUGCAGAUCGUGUGCCCUGUUGGCUAUCUGCAAGGGAAGAGUAAAAUGGGGAAGACGGAGGCCUGUGUGGCUGACAAGCAAAUACAAGGAACCUUCACCUGCGAGCCAGGUUUCUUUCUGGUCGGCGGGGACUGCAUAAAGCACACAAAGGCGGAACCAACUGCAGUAGACGAGCAAGGCUUUGCCUUCCCUUGCGUCUUACGAGGUGGAGGGGCCUCGUGCGGGCACAAGAGCCUUUGGGCAUCGGAGAUAAACGAGGCGGCAGUGGGCGAUGACUCCCUUUUCCCCUUUGAUCAGAAGAAGCUUAAAAGAGGCAAAAAGUAA